Brassica napus (rape) is the source of this 2144-nucleotide messenger RNA. Its product is annotated as pyruvate kinase, cytosolic isozyme-like. Gene Ontology annotation, molecular function: magnesium ion binding; pyruvate kinase activity; potassium ion binding. Gene Ontology annotation, cellular component: cytoplasm. Lineage: Eukaryota; Viridiplantae; Streptophyta; Magnoliopsida; Brassicales; Brassicaceae. Gene Ontology annotation, biological process: glycolytic process. The coding region runs from base 447 to 1925 and encodes 492 amino acids. The record is from RefSeq and is a predicted model, not a curated record. The transcript has 3 exons.
AUUCAUUCCUAGAUUAUAUCAUUAUUGAGAAGAUUGACGGUUUAGUCUUGUCAUUCUUGAGAUGCAAGAACAUCAUUAAAUGUAUAGAAUGAUGUUUUCCUUUUAAAUCUUCAGCAUUAAUCGGAUGCAAAAUCGAAAAUUCCUAUUUUCAAAACCAACAAGGUUUUACUUAAAACACAAGAAUUCAAUAAAUGCAAUUUCCUUUUUCCUUCAGUUUUGAUUUAAAGGCGCACAUUAUUACCAAAUUAAAACCACACAAAAUGGAAAUAGUUUAUUUAUCUUUUCCUUUUUCAUAAUGUGAAAAAGGACAUUAGUUCUCUUCAAACUCUAACCCGAUUCCUAUAUAAACAUAGAUGCUAGAGUAAUCACAAAUCAUAAUCUUUCACAAAACUCUCAAUCUCACAUUCUUAAAACUCUCAAGUUUCUUAAAAGUUUUUUUUUUGACAAUGGAAAAGAUACUUGACGGAAAAACUAAUGGAGCACUCAAGAAGACCAAGGUCGUGUGUACUCUUGGACCAGUGUCCAGGUCUGUUGAGAUGAUCGAGAAGCUCCUCAAAGCUGGUAUGAACGUAGCCCGUUUCAACUUCUCUCAUGGCACUCACGAGUACCACCAAGGAACUCUCGAUAACCUCAGAAUCGCCAUGAAGAACACUGGCAUUCUAUGUGCCGUCAUGCUUGACACAAAGGGUCCUGAGAUUCGAACCGGAUUCCUCAAAGAAGGCAAACCGGUUCAGCUAACUCAUGGUCAAGAGCUCACAAUCUCAACUGACUACACAUUGGAAGGAGAUUCAAACACAAUCUCCAUGAGCUACAAGAAGCUUGCAGAGGAUCUCAGCCCAGGGAAGGUGAUUCUAUGUUCAGACGGUACAAUCUCUCUAACCGUCUUGUCAUGCGACAAGGCCAACGGUCUUGUCCGUUGCCGUUGUGAGAACUCAGCAACCCUAGGAGAGAAAAAGAACGUUAACCUCCCAGGAGUUGUAGUUGACCUCCCAACGCUCACAGAGAAAGACCAAGAAGAUAUUCUCAAGUGGGGAGUUCCUAACAAGAUCGAUAUCAUCGCUCUCUCCUUUGUUCGUAAAGGUUCUGAUCUUGACCUAGUAAGGAAGUUACUUGGAGAGCACGCAAAGAGUAUUGUGCUUAUGUCAAAGGUUGAGAAUCAAGAAGGAGUGAUGAACUUCGACGAGAUUUUAAAGAAGUCUGAUGCGUUCAUGGUGGCUAGAGGAGAUCUAGGGAUGGAGAUUCCGAUCGAGAGGAUCUUCCAAGCUCAGAAGAUGAUGAUAUCGAGAGCCAACGCUGUCGGAAAACCAGUUGUGACAGCCACGCAGAUGCUCGAGUCUAUGACGAAAUCUCCUCUUCCGACAAGAGCCGAAGCGACAGACGUGGCCAACGCUGUCCUCGACGGCACGGACUGCGUCAUGCUCAGCGGAGAAACCGCCGCCGGGGCCCACCCUGAAGCCGCCGUGAAGAUCAUGGCGAGAAUCUGUAAAGUGGCAGAGGACACUAUAGACUACGAAGCUGUGCACGAGAGGAUACAAGAAGCUGUUCCCUUGCCGCUCUCUCCUAUCGAGGACUUGGCAGCUUCCGCCGUGUCCAAGGCCAAGAUUCACAACGCCAAGGCGAUUGUGGUGCUCACUAAAGGCGGCUACACGGCGGCGCUUGUGGCAAAGUACAGGCCUAGCGUUCCGAUUCUGUCGGUGGCUGUGGCGGAUGAUCGUGAGUCGAGGUGCUCUGUUUCGGUGGCGAGACGUGGGUUGAUUUACCGUGGUAUCGUUCCGGUGGUUGCGACCGGUGAGUCAACGGAGGAGAGGACGAGAUACGCGAUGGAGUUUGCGAAGGAGAAGGGGAUCUGUAAGAGUGGAGACUCGGUUGUCUUGUUGCAUUACAUUGAUGGUUCCUCUGUUCUUAAGAUACUCCCUGUUGAGUAGACUUGUUAAACUUUGAAUUUUUAAAUUUUUGUGGGGUUAAUUUUGAGGUUUCAAAUUUUUGUGGGGGGUUUCCUUUUAGGUUUUUGACAAUUUUAAUAUUUAAUCGGAGAAUUUUUUUACUUGUUGAGAUUUCAAAUUCAUACUAGGAUAAGACCCGCGCCUUGCGCGGGAUUAAGUUAUUAUUUUUAUUAUAUUUUGGAGAAUGAAACAAUAGUUUGG